Molecule: messenger RNA, 1695 nt
Organism: Talaromyces atroroseus
Lineage: Eukaryota; Fungi; Ascomycota; Eurotiomycetes; Eurotiales; Trichocomaceae
Exons: 1
Coding region: 1-1695 (564 amino acids)
Biological process (GO): protein N-linked glycosylation
Molecular function (GO): alpha-(1->6)-fucosyltransferase activity
Source: RefSeq, a predicted model, not a curated record
AUGCCUCUUCGGCGAACGGCCGCAGGAACCACGCCGUCAUUGAAACCAAAAACCAGCUUAUCUAUUCCGCUCAUCGAUUCACCACUACCGUCGCCCGUCCUCCCAUCGAUUAUCCCUACUCAUGGACAAAGGCGUCCAGGUUCUGGGAAACGAAGAGCAUUCCGUAUACUGUCAUUGUGUGCAGUGAUCUUCAUUCUUACGCGGAUACCCUUAAUUGCAGUUUUCAAUGCGUUUCCUCUUGUUCUCGGAUGGUUUGUGGGCGAUCAGGAUUAUCAAUUGCCCCCCAUCCUUCCAGAUUCUGCGUCUCCUGUGAUCAUGAAAAAUGAGCAUGGUCGCCAGAAAUGGACCGUUCAUAUCCCAGCUGACAUGGAGCUACCAUUGUCUUUGCCGCAGAUGCGAGAUUUGUGUUCAAAUUGCCUUCAAAUGUCUCAGCAGGUGUCUCAUGGCAAGUUUCAAUCUUUUGACUAUUUUCGACCGGAUCCGAACUUCAUAGAUAUAGCAGACCGACAGGCGAAGAGCAUGCUGUCUGCUGAGAACAAACAGGAUGCAUUUUGUGAGACGAGUCUUACAUUUGUCAUGCAGAGUGAAGAUGCCGGACUUGGGAACACUCUGAUGAAUCUCUUCAUGAGCUAUGGACUUGCACAAAAGCAAGGACGUAGCUUUUUCAUUGACGAUACAAAUUGGGCCUACGGAACAUUCUCGGCUUAUUUUAAACCACUUCCAAAACCCGCUUGUCGCCCGCCACCUUUAGCCUACCGAGUCCCAUGCCCUCUUCAAGCACGGCAUCUCGUUGUGUCUUCAUCCAAUGCGCAUUUGAUUUUUGGUGACAGCUUUGAAGAAUAUUUCCGAAGCCCCUUUGUCGCGGGUGAAACGCAGCAAAAGGAAAUAUUCGAUAUGGCUCAUACUGGCUAUGAGGCUCUUUUCCAUAUUAUUGGCGAUGAUGCGGUGUAUCUCCAACAGCGUAUCCUGGGCCUAAAUAGGGAAGUGCGUUCCAAAGGCGGCAUUGCAGUUGGCGUGCAUGUUCGCCAUGGUGAUACACACCCUCUGGAGGCUCAAUAUUCGGAUUCUUAUAUCCCCCUUGACCUGUACGUAAAGAAACUGAGUACCAUUAUUCGUACUCAUUUGGAACAAGCAGACAGCGAUAGCGCUUUGGCUCAAUCCAUGAUAUCUCACUCAAAGAUCAUGCUAGCUUCGGACGACCCUGAUGUAUAUAGUUCCUUGGAGCUGGGAGGAGCGGAGAGAGCCCAAAACUACAUCUCAUUAGCAAGCAAGUCGAGCCUAGAUGCUGCAAAUGAUCAGCAAGAGCUACUUGCUGAUGAAAAUUCCGGCUGGGAGGGUGGCUUUUUCCAGGAUAUGUUUUGGUCCCUUGGCGUGGCUGCAGAUUAUUCUCUUGUCGGGGGCCCGUUACCAUCCAAUCGCGGACCAACAGACUCCAAGACUCUAAGUCUGGGAAGUGUCGCCGAACAGCAUCGCCUGCAACCUUCCAAGGAGGCCUUAAGCCUCCGUGAGUGGAUUGGCCGUGCAUAUCUUCUUGACUUGGCAGUCUUGAGUCAGAGCGACCAGGUCCUGUGUGGCAUAAGUAGCGCAUCGUGUCGCCUUCUGGCUGUGAUGAUGGGCUGGAAUAAAGCAAUCACGCGUCAGUCAUGGCAGAACAUUGAUGGAAAUUGGAGCUGGUCACACUCUCUGCCUCGAUAA